This is a messenger RNA of Oryzias latipes (Japanese medaka), 3204 nucleotides long. Lineage: Eukaryota; Metazoa; Chordata; Actinopteri; Beloniformes; Adrianichthyidae. The record is from RefSeq and is a predicted model, not a curated record.
ACAGACAGGUGGAACUGAACAAACGACUCUGUUUCUAGUCGGACCUUUUUUAGCGCCACACUCUCUCUUUCGGCUUUCGUUGAAGCAUGGUUAUAAUUCUGUAUUGAGUGACAACAGACUUCUUCUUGAAGUACAAUGCAGGUUUCCAGCAUAAACGAUGUAAAGAUUUAUAAUUUAAGCUACGGAAAGUCCCUUCCGGAGUGGUUGUCAGACCGGAGAAAGAGGCAGCUGCAGAAGAAGGAUGUGGAUGUGCAGCGAAGGAUUGAGCUCAUCCAGGACUUUGAGAUGCCCACCGUCUGCACCUCCAUCAAAGUCUCCAGGGACGGUCAAUACAUUUUGGCAACCGGUACAUAUAAGCCGAGGAUACGCUGCUAUGACACCUACCAACUGUCUCUCAAGUUUGAGCGCUGCUUAGACUCUGACGUUGUAGCUUUUGACAUGCUGUCUGACGACUACUCUAAGUGGUUGUCAGACCGGAGAAAGAGGCAGCUGCAGAAGAAGGAUGUGGAUGUGCAGCGAAGGAUUGAGCUCAUCCAGGACUUUGAGAUGCCCACCGUCUGCACCUCCAUCAAAGUCUCCAGGGACGGUCAAUACAUUUUGGCAACCGGUACAUAUAAGCCGAGGAUACGCUGCUAUGACACCUACCAACUGUCUCUCAAGUUUGAGCGCUGCUUAGACUCUGACGUUGUAGCUUUUGACAUGCUGUCUGACGACUACUCUAAGCUGGUCUUCCUGCACUGUGACCGCUAUGUAGAAUUCCACUCGCAGCAUGGACAGUAUUACAAAACUAGAAUUCCAAAGUUUGGUCGGGAUUUCUCAUACCACCAUCCCUCCUGUGACCUCUACUUUGUGGGAAUGAGCUCAGAGGUCUACCGGCUGAACCUGGAACAGGGACGCUUCCUGAGCUCACUUCAGACCGAUGCUGUGGAGAACAAUGUGUGCGACAUCAACCCCGUCCAUCAUUUGUUUGCAGCAGGAACUUCUGAUGGCAAAGUGGAAUGUUGGGACCCUCGUGUUCGUAACCGAGUGGGGAUAUUGGACUGUGCCCUGAGCAGCUUUAGUGACGGAACAGACGUUCAGAGUUUGCCUUCCAUCAGUGCGCUUAAGUUUAACGGCUCCCUCACCAUGGGAGUUGGCACAAGCACUGGGCAGGUGCUGCUUUAUGACCUGCGGUCCAGUUGCCCGCUGUUGGUCAAAGACCACCUAUACAACUUGCCCAUCACUUCUCUCAACUUUCAAACUCAUUUGGACCUUGUUUUGUCUUCUGACUCAAAAAUUAUAAAGAUCUGGAACAAAGAUACUGGAAAGAUCUUUUCCUCCAUCCAGCCUCAAACCAACAUCAAUGAUGUUUGUAUCUAUCCUAAUUCAGGUAUGAUCUUCACAGCUAAUGAAGACACAAAGAUGAACACAUUCUAUAUUCCUGCUCUUGGCCCUGCUCCACGCUGGUGUUCUUUCCUUGACAAUCUCACUGAGGAAUUGGAGGAGAGCCCAGAGAUUACCGUGUAUGAUGAUUACAAAUUUGUCACGCGAAAGGACCUGGAAAAUCUGGGUUUAUCCCAUCUUGUGGGAUCAUCUCUUCUGCGAGCAUACAUGCAUGGUUUUUUCAUGGACAUGAGGCUGUACCACAAGGUAAAGACCAUGGCAAAUCCUUUUGCUUAUGAGGAAUACCGCAAAGAGAAGAUCCACCAGAAGAUUGAGGACUCCAGAACCCAGAGAGUGCAGAUUAAUAAGCUUCCAAAGGUAAAUAAAGAGCUGGCACUGAAACUGAUGGAAGAGGGGAGCGAGGAUGCAGAGUUGGCUUCUCAGAAAAAGAAGGGAAAGGCUAUGCCCAGCAUUCUCGGAGACGACCGUUUCAAGAGAAUGUUUGAGAAUCCCGACUACCAGGUGGAUGAGCAGAGUGAGGAGUUCCGCCUGCUCAACCCCAUCGUCUCCAAAGCUGGACAGAAAAGAAGGAAGAAGCUGCGUCAGCUGGCUGAGCUGGCGGCGGACAAACAGGAUGCUGAAGAUGCAGAAGAGCCAGAAGGACAAGUCAGCUCUGAGGAGGAGAGCUCUGAUGACGACAAAAGCUGGUUGGAGGAGGUCAGGGAACAGCGCAGGUUGCUGCGGCAAGAAGACAAACACCGCUGGAGACAAGAAAGGAAGGAAAUGGACAGCAACACAGUUUUGCUCGAGAAGAAAGAGAGCAGAGGCAAGAAAACUCCCUCAGUGGCAGAAAGCAAGAAGACAAAUCAGCCCCAGUUUUAUAAUCUCAAAAGUGGAGAAGAGUUUAGAAGUUUCAAUGAAAUGGCUCACAAGCAGAAACUUCAAAAAGCCUCUCUGGAGGAUCGCCUGCAGUUGGAAGAGCAGCAAGGAAUCAGUGUGGCAGACACGGCAGUGGGCAGCAAACAGCUCACCUUCACUUUAAAAAAGUCCGACAAACAGAUGAAGCAGCAACAGGCUGAACACGAGCACCACCAGGAAAGGAAAAAACUGAGACGCUCAGCUGGACACCUGAAGAGUGUCCGUGGGAAAGGCCGGGGAGGAAGAAGCUUUUACUGAGGACGGGCCUUGUACAGCUGCUGCCCACAGACACCAGUGGACUAGAAAAGUCACAUCUCAACACAUUUGGAAGCUUAGUUUAUUCAUGUUUCAUAGUUUCUCAGAAUGGGGCUAUGAAUAACUACAGAGAAGUAUGGAGAACCUGCUGUCUCUUGCUGGAAUAUUUUUGUAUUCACUGGAUUUCAAAUUCAUCCUAGUGCUACACACAGGGUUUGUGCUUGUGCGAUUGUAUUUGGUAUAAAGACGACUGAACAAAAGGUGAACAGAGUAGUUGGGCUUGUUGAAAUUGUCAUCUGUACUUUUUGCUCAAAUGAGUUUUGACGACAAAACGGUUGCCCAGUUUCCUUCUUCGUGUUGCCAAAUCAGUGACUGUUUCUCUCUGCAACAAAAAAACAUGAUUGACAACGUGUCAUCACAAGCUCCGGGUGUAGUGUUCCUAACAAUUCACCCAAAACACCAUGACAAAGACAGUGGCUCACUCAAGUCUACAAAACCAGAAUAAACAGAAAUCAGCCAGUAACCUGAUGUAGCCGACAUGAGCAGAUUUCUCUUCAGUUUGACGUCAAUUCAGCUUUGAUCUUUUUGUGCUUGAAUAUAUGUUUUUAAAUGACUGCUUUCUUGGACAUGUGAAGAUCAGAAUAAUAAAUUUUCAGGCUGGCUUGACAA